Aspergillus costaricaensis CBS 115574 is the source of this 757-nucleotide messenger RNA. It is a transcript of the gene tim13, whose product is annotated as protein translocase subunit TIM13. Bases 106 to 405 code for a protein of 99 amino acids. Lineage: Eukaryota; Fungi; Ascomycota; Eurotiomycetes; Eurotiales; Aspergillaceae. The transcript has 2 exons. The record is from RefSeq and is a predicted model, not a curated record.
CUGCAUACUACGUAUUACAUCCAUCCAUUUACCAUUUGCAUUAUCCCACACAACCACGACCCUAACAUCUCUAUUACACACAUUCACACAUCACUAAUUUUCACAAUGGGUAUCUUCGGCGGCUCUUCUUCCCCUUCCACCGACUCCUCCAGCAAGGAAGUCAAGGAGGCCCUUUUCAAGCAGGUCCAGGCCGAGUCCGCUAUGAGCAACGCCCGCACUCUGAUCUCCAACGUCAACGAACACUGCUUCGAAGCCUGCGUUCCCAAUCCCGGAACCUCCAUGUCCGCCGGCGAACAGGCCUGCCUGACCGACUGCAUGGAAAAGUACAUCGCCUUCUGGAACACCGUUAGCCGCACAUAUACCCGUCGCGUGGGCACCGAGCAGAAGAGGAUGCUUGCGCUGUGAUUUGCUAUCAUAUACGCUUCUUUGAUAUCCGUGCUUGGUUGGGAGUGGUCCAUUUCUCUACCAUGUGUUUGGCCAUGUUGUGAUCCGAUCUAGAGGUCUUUUUCAUUGACUGGUGUGAUAUGCGGCAGUGGCCACUGGUGUGAUGAUAUUUGUGUGUAUAUUAUACGGACGGACGGUUUUGGUUCGGGCUGCCGGUGGCGUUUUGAAAAAGAUAGAGCCUUGGAUGGCAGGCUAUGCUUAUGAUGACACUGUUGGGGGACCAGCGUCCAAUUAUCCAAGACUACUUUUAUUGCAAUGGCCAAAUCAAAUAUGUACAUUAUACAACUGCCUCCACAGGGACAGGGAAAGGGAU